Messenger RNA from Nycticebus coucang (slow loris), 1296 nucleotides. It is a transcript of the gene DPPA4, whose product is annotated as developmental pluripotency associated 4. The transcript is spliced from 8 exons. The record is from RefSeq and is a predicted model, not a curated record. Gene Ontology annotation, cellular component: nucleus. Gene Ontology annotation, molecular function: chromatin binding. The coding region runs from base 1 to 1182 and encodes 393 amino acids. Lineage: Eukaryota; Metazoa; Chordata; Mammalia; Primates; Lorisidae. Gene Ontology annotation, biological process: system development.
AUGUUCAAAGUAGCCAGAAAAGGUCCCGGAAUGGGAACAGAAGAGGAGAAAGAGGUGAGGAGAAGAAGAGGGGAAGAUAAAAAGGCGCGAGGAGAAGCAGGCCGCCUGCGCGGGAAGUGGGCGGAGACCUCGGCGCCGCGAUCCGGCUCAGGGGCCAUCUUGGGCGAGUCUUGUGGCUGCUGCGUCGCCCGCGUCUUCUCAACAAUGGAGAACGCACAAGGCCAGGAGUGGAACUCCACAGAGGCCAGAGAAAAAUGUGGGAAUUACAGUGUUAACCACACAUCCGCAGAAACUUCUUUGUUAGAGGAUCAGCAUGCUGCAAGUCAACACAAUGCACCUGCUGUACCAGGAACCUCAGCAAAAGGGACCAAACGAAAAAAAUCCAUCAGUGGUAACAAAGAGUUCUGCCCCAAAAAGAAAGCAGAAUGUAGUGACAUGCCAAAACCUCAGAAGAAGGUGCUGCCUAUUCCUCCAAUACCCGAUGAACUGCCACCAAUUAAUCUGCUUCACCGGGACACUGUACGGGCCUGGUGCCAGCAAUUACACCUGAGCACCAAAGGCCAGAAACUGGAAGUAUAUAAACGAUUAUGCACACAUGCCUUUCCGAAUCAAAAGGAUAUUCCUAGCACAGCAAAAGAGGCCAAGAUCCAGAAAACACUUAAAAAAAAGUUAAAGGUGGAAAAGAAAGAAAUGUCCCCAGAAGAUGCUGAGCAAAGGAUGUGUUCUCAGGGUACUGAUCCUCCUGCAGUAGUUCUCACUCCUGGAUUAGGUUCUCCCCCUGAAGAAGGGGGUUUGCCUGUCUUGGAGUCUGCUUCUCUUCUUGAGGGAGUUAAUACAGUUGUUGUGACAACUUCUGCCCCAGAGACUGUGUUGGCCUCCUGGGCCAGAAUUGCAGCAAGGGCCGGGUCAUCCACAGAGGCAGUGGAAUCUCCGAAGAAGGACUGUGAUGUCAGAUGGUGCGUAGUCCAUGGGAAGAGUCUACCUGCAGACACAGAUGGUUGGGUUCACCUGCAGUUUCAUGCAGGACAAGCCUGGGUUCCCGAAAAGAAGGCAGGGAAAGUAAGCGCACUCUUCCUGCUUCCUGCCUGCAAUUUUCCACCCCCACAUCUUGAAGAUAACAUGUUGUGCCCCAAAUGCGUCCACAGGAACAAGGCCUUAAUAAAAAGUCUCCGGUGGGAAUGAAGUCCUGAAAAGGGGGUAUAUACAUCUCUGAUUGGAAUUGAUGGCAGAAAUGCUCAGCAGUCGAUUACAUGGUGCUACUGACAGCUGAACGCUGGUCCUCUUCACAUGUGUUCA